UCGCUCCAGUCAGGACUUUCUCAUCUUCUCUUAUCCUCGUCUUCCUCUUCCGAGGUUCCACUACACCACACUCCACAUUUCCGUCUUUUCUGCAGGCCCCCUCGAUCUGGAUCGGCAAGAAAAUAGCCCAACAAUGGCCAGUGGUGGCGGCGAUGCCAAGAGCCUGACGCAGUGGCUGAGGGAGAAAGGGUUUGACGAGGAGACCAUCGGGCGCAUGUCAAAGCGGUGCAAGAAUCUGCCGAAUCUUGAUGCCAGCGAGGCAUCCGGCGUCUGGGACUACCUCCUCAACGAUGUCAAGAUCGAGCAGCGGAAGCUGCGCUACGUGGUCACCAAGUGCCCCAAGGUGCUCACCGUGUCCGUUGACAGGAAGCUCGUCCCCACGGUCCAGUGCCUCAACACACUGCAGGCCAAGCCAGGGGAGGUCGCGCAGGCCAUUAUCAAGUUCCCGCCGAUACUCUUCCACAGCAUGGAGCAGAAGCUCUGCCCUCUCCUUGCCUUCUUCCAGACCCUGGACAUCUCCGAGAAGCAGCUCGCCAAGCUGCUCAUGGUCAACCCGCGCCUCAUCAGCUACAGCAUCGAGGGCAAGUUCUCACAGACGGUCGACUUCUUUGUCAGCCUUGGCAUUGAAAAGGAGGGCAUGAUUGGCAAGAUCCUGACCAAGGAGCCAUACAUCCUGGGAUAUAGCGUCGACAAACGGCUGCGUCCUACUGCCGAGUUCCUCAAGUCGGUAGUUGGGUUGGAGGGCACAAAUCUCCAGAGGGUUAUCAUGAACUUCCCUGGUAUACUGUCGCGAGAUGCCAACAAGACUUUACGACCCAAUUUCAUGUUCCUACAGAGCGCUGGAUUCAGCAAGGACCAGAUCAUGGCAUUGGUGGCUGGAUACCCUCUUGUUCUCAUCAAGAGUAUCAAGCGUUGCUUGGAGCCCAGAGUGAAGUUCCUGGUUGAGGAAAUGGGGCGGGACAGGGGAGAGGCGGUAGAUUACCCCCAGUUCUUUAGCCAUGGUCUCAGGAAGAGCCUGGAGUACCGUCACAAGAUACUCAAGCAGAUGAACUCGAGGUGCAGUCUCAGUGAGAUGCUUGACUGUAAUCAGAAGAAGUUUGCCAUGAAAUUUGGUUUGAUCGCCGCAGUUUAGGGUCUGGUCGUCUCUUCAGUUACCAUGUAGUGUGUUUUAUCUUCAGGCCUUUUAUCUUCAGGUCAUUGUUUUCUUUGUACCUUUGGGCCAUAUUGGUUGUUGAACAUUUUGUACCUUCGUAGCAAAGCAUGUGAAUUUCCCUUU
Messenger RNA from Lolium perenne, 1276 nucleotides. RefSeq names its product transcription termination factor MTERF6, chloroplastic/mitochondrial. Gene Ontology annotation, biological process: regulation of DNA-templated transcription. Gene Ontology annotation, molecular function: double-stranded DNA binding. The record is from RefSeq and is a predicted model, not a curated record. Lineage: Eukaryota; Viridiplantae; Streptophyta; Magnoliopsida; Poales; Poaceae.